UUUGGACAAAAAGUUCAAAUCAAUUAAAUAAAAUACAAAUUAAACAUGCUGUUUUAAACAAUUCUAAGCUGAAACUUAAAUUAUUAAACAGCCUGCUAUACAAGGGCUUUAUUCUUUUUGUGGGCUCAUUUAAUCUUCAGUAUGAACAUGCAGGCCAGCUUAAUCAAAUACUGGAAAAAAGAAUAUCUUUGUUAUUCAGGUCCAAUAACUUGAACCCGAAACACCCCCAAGGAACAAUUCUGGUAUCGAUCUUAGAUUCUAGAGGGAAGUAGUAGAAUCCGGAUCCUUUCUCUUUCAUGUAUGAUCACGGCCAAUGCAGGCGACGUGUUUGUGGAAAAUUCCAGCUGAAUCUUUUCCAUUGCAUUCUCAAUUUCAUUUGUCAAAGAAACAUCUAAUGGAAACAACUGCUGCAAUUUGAUCUGUCUACUUGGCAGAAUUUUACGCCUGACAGUGAACUCAGUGAUGGAGUAUUGGAGAGGUGUUCUAAAGGUUCCAGUGGAUUCUAGCAGCAGAAAUUACUGCAGAGUUGCUGUAUCUCUCUGCCUGUCUCCUAAUACUAGAUCACCAAUUGUGCCUUGUGCAAAUGCCAUCUUCUUUUGUGGAGAUAGAGUUGAAGGCACCAACAACCCAGUAAUCGAGAGGCUAUCUGAUCCGCAGAAUAUAGCUCAAGUUUUGGUCUCUAAAUUUGGUGCUUCUGUUAAUGCUUGGGUAAUCGAGGCUUCCAUUUUCAAUGGACCUUUCGCUGUUUAUAGAGACUUUAUUCCAUCUGUGAAUCAGUGGGGGGAACCAAAAUCUUACAUUCCAGAUGAAUUCCCUGCUUCUACCUCAACCCUCUCUCUCUUAUCCAAUUGCCUCAAAGAAGCCAAGAAGGCCAUUUCGACAACAAAGUCCACCGGCCGCAGCUUAGCAUCUUCUUCAUGUUGUGAGCCCAAGACGUACAUUCUUGGGUUUAGUAAAGGCGGCACUGUGCUUAACCAGCUGGUAGCAGAGCUGAGCGUUUCACAAGUGCAAUCAAACACGAAAGAACAGCAGAUGAUCAGAGGAUGUUCUGAUGAAGAUGUUCAAAUUAUCCCACUUAGUAAAGAAAGCCUUUUAAACAGCAUUACAGAGAUACAUUAUGUGGAUGUGGGUUUGAACUCUGCUGGUGCAUAUAUCACUGAUCAUAAUGUGAUUGAGAGCAUCUCCAAACGUGUAAUGCAAGGGGCUCCAGGAAUUCGUUUUAUCCUUCACGGAACGCCUAGGCAAUGGGGAGAUAGCAGGCGCGUUUUGAUACGUAAAGAAAAAGACAAAUUGAUUAAUCUUCUUCAAUCUGAAGCCCGAAAGAGUGGAGGGAAAUUAAAGGUCUGUGAGAAGUUUUAUUUUGCUGACAGAGCUCCCAAUUUGCAGAUGCAUUUUGAAAUCAUUGAAAACAUGGAUGUUAGUUGAGAAUAAUUCUGCACAACUUAGUUGCCACUCUUGACUUGACUGUCGUUGUAAUUAUGACUUAAUGGGGAAGGGUUGUGAAGUCUAGUUCAUUUUAUGCGGUUCUUGAAACUCAAGUGAUUGCAGAAACUACUAAUUUGUUAAUGGUGAAAAUUUUAUCUAGAUUGUAUGCGUAUACACGAAUAACUCAACUAAAUUUAAGAGUCUCGUAAGCGAUACCAAACUCGGCCCGUGAGAACAAUACAUUUGAGUCCAAAUGUACAGCUAGAUCCCAGACCAAGAUAAAUGGGCUUUAGAGGCCUGUCAAGAAUCUCCAUACCAAUUUUCAAUAAGAAUUAUCAACUAUCAACAGGGAAACAUGUAUUGUGAAACGAGUUCUCAUUUAUCAUUUCGUGAGCUUCAGUAGAACAAGGUGUACAAGCUGGGUUCAUACAGAGAGCAAUCUUUUAUUCAAAUAUAGCUAAGAAGGAGGAGGAUGGGAAACAAAAUUCAACAAUUCAAAGCUCUCAAAUCUUUAUUUUUGGGCUCUCACUUUCAUCUUAGUUGAU
Messenger RNA from Ricinus communis (castor bean), 1970 nucleotides. Its product is annotated as mitochondrial protein C2orf69. Gene Ontology annotation, cellular component: mitochondrion. The transcript has 4 exons. The record is from RefSeq and is a predicted model, not a curated record. Lineage: Eukaryota; Viridiplantae; Streptophyta; Magnoliopsida; Malpighiales; Euphorbiaceae. The coding region runs from base 463 to 1425 and encodes 320 amino acids.